ACGCGGGGGAUUUUGGGGGCAUCUCGUCGUCAGCGAGCGUGCCACGAUUUCCAGGUGCUCGAUCCAAACGCAAAGGAACUUGACAGAGUAAUCCCCCACCUGUAACUUUUUGGGCUGAAGGUCCUGAAAGGUCAAAUAUGGUGAGUUUAUGUGCGAGCAAAGACCCCCUCGGCCUCCCCCGGAGCCGUGGCCGAGCAGAUCCAUCCAUCCAUCCAUCCAUCCCUCGUCGGUUUUCCUGCGGUUGCACCUUUGGGAAGCACCGUUGUGGGCUGAGGGAGGGGGACAGGCUUCAUUGUGACAUAAAAACAGCCACUUCAAGGACUUGGAAAAUCCAUUGGCAUCUUCUGGAGCAGCAAAACCACCUGAGCCCCUCCAGGGGCAUCAGCAGCAAUUUGGGGGGUCGUGGUCACACAGAGGGGGUCUCCAAAUGGGACAAACACGGCGCUGUUGCUUCCAGGAGCUUCUUACACAAGACCUCCCCCCCCCCCAGUUUCUCGUGUUUUUCUCAGCUUGAUGUGGAAAACUUCUCCACAAGAGCCACAGGAUGGAGAAACCAGGAAGAAGAAAAGGUCGGUUAAACCAGGAUCGUUUGGGCAAGCUCUGGAGAAGGAUGGAUGGAAACGACUCCAGGCAACAGCCUGAGGGUUUCAAAAUGGGAAGUAGAUUAUCAGGAUGUCCUUUAAGUUAAAUAUCAAGGUAUUUUCCAAGGCUAAGAGGCAGCUGUAGCAGAAAGGCCGGGAUAUUUUAGGAGAAGCAAGGAAAACACGUCAUGAGUUUGUCGUGCUCUGCUGGGAAAGGUCUUUGCCGUGGGUUUUGUGCCAGGAAAUUUUGGAAUGCUGGCAGAGCCAAAGAGCUGCCUGGCAGCACCUUCCCUGUGUCAGCCCUUCAGCCCUCCUCCUGCAUGAUCCGUGAUCCGCCAUCCCCCCGGAGCUCUCCGUGCCCGGCUCUUCCCGUGCCAUCCUGGGCACAGCCAUACCUCCUCCGGGCAGGCAGGGCCAGGCAGCAGGAAUGUGACCUGAUCCCAGCUGCUGGGGAAUGGGGAUCUCCCCCCGGGUCUAGCCCCAUCCCGGCGUUCCGAGGGGCUGGGAGCUGGGAAGAGCGGGAUGUGCCCCCCAGCCCCGCUCCCCAUGUCCAUUCCUGCUCCCCAGCAUCCCUGGGAUUGACUCUGGCUGUACAUGUGGAUGUCUAUACUGGGGUACUGUGUAUAUUUUAGGGUCUAUAAUGAGCAUAUCUGGCUAUAAAUGUGAUCUAUCAGCACAUAUCCAUUUCUUCCACACCUAUCCACUGCUGGCUUCCCAGGAAUGGGAAUCCUUUGGACUUUUCUGUGCUGCUCAGACUUUAAAAAAGAACGAAAAGAAAAAACAGGAAUACUUGGAUCAGAAUGAAGUUGUUGCUUGUGGCAUCUUCUCUUCUCCAAGACCCAUCCUGACCAUCUCCAUGGGCAGAGGAGGCUCUGAUGAGCUGCUCGCCUGGUCUUCCAUUAUCCCUUCUCCCUCCCACCAUCUCCCACCUGGGGCUUGUGUCCCUAAGAAUGGGAAUAUUGGAUCAAAUACCCUUGGAAGAGCAGCAGCUCCCUGACACCGGGGCUGUCGAUGGCCCCUGGGCUUCCAGAGCGCUGCUCCCAGGCACGGUGAUCCCGGGAGACUCAGGUAUCUCCCAGAUGUGCUUCCUGGGACUCCUUCCCCAGGGAUCUCUGCUUUUCCAUUGUGAAUGAAGCAAAGAGAAAGGGGAGCUCCUGGCUCCAAAGGCGACAGGAAAAGACUGAAUUUUGGGGAAACGAGACUCGCUCACCCAGGGAAGGCAAACUGGGAGAGCGGGAUCCACACAGUGCAAUCCUCGCCAAACCCUGUGUUCCUGAAUCCAAGGAACACCUGGGCAUGGGGUGUUUGGAUGAAUCUGAGCAGGGUGAGAGGGAUCUUAAAAACCAAAAAUAGCAUAAAGAAAUUGGGAGAGGGCAGAGGGCUCCUGCUUCUUUUCUCUGUGGGAACCAGGAGGAUGCUGUCGCUCCCGGCUCGGGAGGAGCAGGAUCUCGGUCCAGGCGCGCUUCCCCCCGCGGCACCGGGCCAAGGAAAACAUCGGCAACCCGAUCCCUUCCCGCGGCACGGGGGCCGCUGUUUAUCCUGGAGCCGGGCCGAGCCCGAGCCCGGGGCCGAUCCCGGGCUCAUUCCCGGCCGUGCCGCCCGCAUGGCGCUGGUGCUCGGGGCCGUGCUGCUGGCGGCGGGCGCCGCCGUGCCCGCGGCCGUGCCCGCGGCCGUGCCCGCGCCCCGCGAGCUGGCGCGCUCCGUGCUGGAGACGCACGGGCAGGAGCUGCGGCUGCUGCGGCUGCUGGGAGUCGCCAGGACGAGCUUCGACUGGGGGACCCACUUCAGCAUCAACUUCACGGCCCGGCAGCCGCCCUGCCCCCGGCCCCCCCCGGACCCCCGCGGCUGCCGGGGCCGCCCGGGCAGGGUGCAGCGCUGCUCGGCCCAGGUGUCCGUGUUCACCUUCCUGCCCGACGUGCCGCUCUCGAUGGUGGAGUGCGGCCGGGAGCCGCAGCCCGAUGGCAGCGCCCAGCCCCGCUCCCCUGGCACCAACCCAGGUCAUUCAUCCUCCUCAUCCUCCUCCUCAUCCUCCUCCUCAUCCUCCUCCUCCUCCCCCUCCCCGCGGCCCCGGCCCCCUCCCAACGCGUCCCUGCGGGGACCGUCCGGCCGCGCCCUGUCCCCAACGGAGCUGGAAUAAAGAGAUUUCGGACGUG
Molecule: messenger RNA, 2734 nt
Organism: Corvus hawaiiensis (hawaiian crow)
Lineage: Eukaryota; Metazoa; Chordata; Aves; Passeriformes; Corvidae
Product: vegetative cell wall protein gp1-like
Exons: 5
Coding region: 1711-2718 (335 amino acids)
Source: RefSeq, a predicted model, not a curated record